Spinacia oleracea (spinach) is the source of this 486-nucleotide messenger RNA. RefSeq lists its product as uncharacterized. The record is from RefSeq and is a predicted model, not a curated record. The transcript has a single exon. Lineage: Eukaryota; Viridiplantae; Streptophyta; Magnoliopsida; Caryophyllales; Amaranthaceae. Bases 1 to 486 code for a protein of 161 amino acids.
AUGAAAGCGGCACAAAGUAGGCAAAAGAGUUAUGAAGAUCAACGAAGAAGACCGUUAGAGUUUAAAGUUGGUGACCACGUGUUCUUGAAGAUUUCACCUACGAAAGGAGUAAUGAGAUUCGGCCAAACUGGAAAACUAAUCCCAAGAUACAUCGAGUCAUGUGAAAUAUUAGAAAGAGUAUCUAAAGUGGCAUAUCGACUUGCCUUACCGACCGACUUGGAGAAAGUGCAUAACGUAUUUCACUUUUUAAUGUUGAGAAAAUAUGUUCCCGAUCCAAGCCAUGUGUUCACACAUGAACCUUUAUCGUUGCGAAACGAUCUUACGUACGAGGAAAAACCAAUUGAAAUUCUUGAUCGUAGAGAGAAACGCCUUAGAAACAAAAUGAUCCCGAUGGUUAAAGUCUUGUGGGCUAACCACUUGACAUCCGAGGCCACAUGGGAAGUCGAGGAUCAAUUUAAAUCUAAAUACCCUCAGUUGUUCGCUUAA